CUCUUCACUCCAUCGCCGCUUCAGCACGGCUAUUUUCCCCUCGGCUCCAACCCUUCCGAUACUGCACUAAUUGUCCAAUCGUCGAAGAUCUGACGCCCAUGUGCUGAGAACAAAGGAGGAAGGUGCUGAUGACCUCUUUUCCCGGGACGCCGGUUCUUAUACGAAGAUAUGAUGUGGGAGAGUGUAUAUAGACUACGCUUCGUGCUUCUCACGACAUUGGUCUUCUUGUUGAGCACUCCGAUUGUUUCUGCGGGACUCGGGUUGAUUUCGCAGCCGAAGAUGUUUCGGGAGUUGGUCUCAGCAAGCGUUGUGCUUCUGGCCAAUGGCCCUUUUCCCGCUGCAGCAUCCACACAUUCCGAUCUCCGCCUAAACCACAUUCAAGUCAUUGGCACGCACAAUUCAUACCACCGUGAAAUCAAUCUCGCUGAACGCACAAUCUUCGAAAAAUUCGUGCCCUCGCCUCAAAAUUACUACUAUUCACAUUCCAUGCUCUCUGACCAACUACAAUACCAAUUCGUCCGCAGCUUAGAACUCGAUCUCCAUUCCGAUGAAAAAGGAGGACUGUACUACCCACCACUCAUCUGGACCUUGAGUAAUUUGACAGAUGAGCAGAGGCCAUUCAAUGGGGAAGUGUUGAAGAAACCCGGAAUCAAAGUUUUCCACGUCACAGACUUCGAUCCGAAUGCUGUUUGUCAUACUUUCAUCGAUUGCCUCAAGAACUUAAAGACCUGGUCCGAUGCAAACCCAACGCAUGUUCCGAUUCUCAUCGACCUGGAACUCAAGACCGACGCCGACGCCUGCAUCAUCGGCGGCGUAUGCGCCGAAGAAGCCAAGAACUGGACCCUUUCUCGACUCCUCAACAUCGACCAGGAAAUCCGUUCCGUUCUCCCUGCAAAGCAGCUUCUUACGCCCGAUGACGUCCGCCAGAAAGGACUCACCCUCGAGCAAUCUGUUCUACAGCACGGAUGGCCUCGGCUUGAUGAUGUGCGCGGGAAAUUCAUGUUCUAUUUCGACAAUGACCCGAAAGCCAACAUCACGACUGAUCCAAGGAACCUGUACACCGCGAACGGCCAUGAAUCCCUUCAAAACCGCACCAUUUUCACUAACGCGUUAGAGGGGUCUCCAGAUUGCGCAUUCAUCAAGCAUAACCAACCCGUUGGCGCCGACCUCGUUGAAAUCCAACGUCUAGUGAAGAAAGGCUAUAUCGUGCGAACGAGAGCAGAUGAGCCAAUCAGCACAGUCUUAGCGAAGAACACGACAAUGCGGGAUUCCGCCUUCAAGAGCGGGGCGCAGAUUGUUAGUACGGAUUUUCCGGUGUAUAGAUUGGCUGCGAGAUGGGAUUGGGAUUAUGUGACACAGUUGGAGGGCGUGAAGGUCGCGAGGUGUAACCCAGUGACUGCACCGGGCUGGUGUCGGGAUGGGAUAUUGGAGUAGAAAGACAGAAGAUAAACCGCUAUCGACGUUUUCCCUAGUUUCAGCGAGAAAUUAGAGACAGCUAACCUGAACACAAACCACGUUAUGUGAUAGCAUUCAAUAGGAAUACCGUGAGCAGAAGAAGCAAGGUCAAAUCCCAUGCACAUAGUAUUAGCAAACAUCGAAG
Molecule: messenger RNA, 1600 nt
Organism: Lindgomyces ingoldianus
Lineage: Eukaryota; Fungi; Ascomycota; Dothideomycetes; Pleosporales; Lindgomycetaceae
Exons: 3
Coding region: 280-1434 (384 amino acids)
Biological process (GO): lipid metabolic process
Molecular function (GO): phosphoric diester hydrolase activity
Source: RefSeq, a predicted model, not a curated record